Messenger RNA from Paramecium primaurelia, 598 nucleotides. NCBI's taxonomy places the organism in Eukaryota, Ciliophora, Oligohymenophorea, Peniculida, Parameciidae. The record is from the annotation of a GenBank genome assembly.
AUGUUGGAAUAUAUAAACUAUUUAUUGAAGAAAAUAUUGAUUCUUUUCAUUACAGGAUCACUAAUACUAUUUCAAUAAGAAUGGCAUGAUUAUAGAAUAUUAAUUUUAGUCAUAAUAAAUAAAAUUAUGAGACCUAAGUUUAUUAGUUAUGCUAUCGAUUAUGAAAACUUUUACAGAAUUUUUUUUAAUAAUUCUUCUCAAUGUCUCAUCAAAUUAAUAUAAAAUAAUAAAUUGAUGAAAGAUUCAAUAAUUUAAAAUGUAUUAGUGAAAAGUACUGCAGGAUAACUAAUAUACGAAUGCAUGGUAGCACAUGUAUAUGCAAAAUUAGGGUGAAUUUUAAAAAAGGAGGCUUCUUUUAUCCCAGGAUGUAAAGAUUAUUUUGAUUGGUAUUUUUGGUCUAGUGAGAGAAACAUAUAAUUAGAAAUAAAUAAUCUUAAAGAAAUUCUAUAAUAUUAAUUAAAAAUAGUAAACAUCAGUAGAAUAUAUCGUUUUCUUUUUUGGAGUUUAUGAUGGAUUGAUCCUAAUUAAAUUUUAAACUUAAAUAUUUAUUUGCAAUAAUUUAGAGAAUCAUAGAAAAUACCUACUUAUAUAUAUUUGA